Phycodurus eques (leafy seadragon) is the source of this 7620-nucleotide messenger RNA. It is a transcript of the gene myripa, whose product is annotated as myosin VIIA and Rab interacting protein a. Gene Ontology annotation, biological process: intracellular protein transport. The record is from RefSeq and is a predicted model, not a curated record. Lineage: Eukaryota; Metazoa; Chordata; Actinopteri; Syngnathiformes; Syngnathidae. The coding region runs from base 1320 to 7103 and encodes 1927 amino acids. The transcript has 15 exons. Gene Ontology annotation, cellular component: cortical actin cytoskeleton. Gene Ontology annotation, molecular function: actin binding; small GTPase binding; myosin binding.
UUUCUCAUAAGCGGAAAAACACUUUUCAACACAGGGCACUUUACAUGCCUAUAACUUCACAAAAGAUUAAACAAAAAGAUUUAUAAUCUUCUCCGUUCUGACGAGCGAAUCGGUAAGUCGAUGCACAUUUUGCUUGUGGGACUAUCUACAUUGCACCUCUUGUUGUACCUUCUAAAAAUAUCCCAGAAUGUAUGUAUUUAAGAUGCGUUGACAACUUAAAUGCUGGCCACGACAUGUUACACUUUUUUAAUUUCGAUUUUUAGUUAGAUUAUAUUAUAUAAGAUUAUAGUUACAUUUUGUGUUAAAAACAUUCACUGAUGAAAUUUGUCCAUGUUACAGCAACUAAUUAACUAUAUGCAUGCAUAUAUAUUUGUCAACCAAACUAUAUAUACCACCAAACAAGAAAGGAAACAUCAACACUGCCCUUUUUGUAUUAUCGUAUUUAAAUGUAUUUAUUGCAGAACAAAUAUAUGUUCUCCAUUUAUGUUUGUAUUCUAAUUAAAUACAUUUCUUUGUAUUUAUCUUCAUUCUAUUAUUAAUAUUUUUAUUAUUAUAUUUUAUUCAUCCUUUAAUUUUAGUUUAGUCUAUAGUUUUCUAUGUUGUUUUAUUUUCUUUUAAAAUUCUAAAUAUUUUGAUUAAUUAUAAUUGUAUUUUUAAUUUUGAUUUAUUUUCCACUUGAAUUUACUACCUAUUUUUUAAAUAUAUUUGGUUAAUUUAUUUAUUUUAGUUUUAUUUGUUUUUCUUUUCCAAUAACUUUGUUUUAUUUUAAAUAAUUGAUGCAUUAGUUUAUAUUUUUAGAAUAAAAUUUGUAUAAUUCUGUUUUGAGGCAUUUCAUUUUCUUUAAUUUACAUUUUUAAUUUUAAUGUAUAUAUUUUAUCUUCAUGUUGUUUAUUUUAUUAGAAUUUCAAAAUUUUUUAAAAAGAGUUUAUUCAAAGUAGCCUUGCACGUGGAGCAAGUAGUUGUGCGUAACUGUGUGUGUAACUGUUUUCAAAUUUGUAUUUUGCAUCUAUUAUUGUAAUUUGCAUGUUUUAUUUGAAGCUAUCCUUUGAAAAAAAAUCAAUAUUUGUUAUUUGUUUAAUUUUAAUGAAUGAUUUCACUUUUUUCAUAAACUUAUUUUUAGUUAGCUUAUUUUUUUAAAUAGUUUUUCAUUCAUUUAUAUUUGUAAAUUUCAUAUUUACGGCAUUUUGUUUAUUUUAACAGGAUGUGUACGCGACGUAAGAAAGUAUGACUUUUCGAUAUCAAGCUUCAAUUUUUGUUCCCAUGUUGCACGUUUGUGAGAUGACGACAGCGGGCUGAGCGAACGUUUGAGCGCGUCCGCGAUGGGGCGCAAGUUGGACCUGUCCGGCCUGAGCGACAACGAGGCCGAGCACGUGCUACAGGUGGUGCAGCGCGACAUGAGGCUGCGCAAGAAAGAGGAGGAACGUCUCAGCGAGCUGAAGCAGGCGCUGGACGAGGAGGGCAGUCGCUGCCUGCUGCUGUCACGCCAGCGUUGCUUCAACCAGCGCUGCUGCAUCCGCUGCUGCGCGCCCUUCAGCUUCCUGCUCAACCCCAAGCGCCGGUGUCGCGACUGCCUGUACAACGUGUGCAAGGCCUGCAGAAUCUACAGCAAGGCCGGCAAAGCCUGGCUCUGCUGCGCCUGCCAGAAGAGCAGGUCGCUAAAGAAACAGUCACUGGAUUGGUUCUACGUGCACGUGAAAGGACGCUUCAAGCGCUUCGGCAGCGCCAAAGUGCUGAAGACCAUCUACAGGAGACACUUGGCCGAGCACAGUCCAGUUUCGGAGCUCACGGAGGGGAGUGCCUACGAGGAGAGCAUCUGCAAUGAAGGCAGCAUCUGCGGCAGUGACGCCACUUUCUACAGACAAACUGAAGAGCACAGCAUGGCAGAGACGCUCACUGUGGCCUUGCGGGUGGCGGAGGAGGCCGUAGACGAGGCCAUUUCCAACGCAGAGUUUGACGCUGCCAGUCAGGAGAAUCAGAAUGAAGCCCGCUACCUGCGUGAGCACAGAGGAGAGCUCAUUGAGGAGCUGGCCAAAACAAUCAUGCAAAAGAUCAUCUCUAGGAGGAAGACCUCGGCUGACAUGAGGGACGAGUACGAACAGGAGGGGUCGCUGGAGCAGGGCGUCCAUCACCAUGGCGACCAGGCUGACGCCGCUUUUAAACACCUCAAAGGCCUCUGGAGGUCGCAGUCUGCCUUCUCGCUGAUGGACGACAACCGAGACACUCGUCAGACGUCACCCAAGGAAGGAGGAUCGGCCGUGUCUUCCUGGACUAGCGUCGAGCGUUUGGAAAACGCUGGAUGCGUGUCCUCUGUGCUGAAGAGUCCAGACGGGAACUGGAUCGCCCUGCAGAGUGCUCAGCUGUCGCGGCCAAGCCUGCUGGCCAAAAGGAAAAGUCUGGUCUACAGCGCCUUGGAGAGGGAGUCGGGAGCGGUGUCCGCUUACGAGGGCAUGGACUCUGACAACGAAGCCAAACCUGAGCCCGACACCACCUGGGGCGCCAUCCUGCAGGAGUUCCACAGGAAGCUGACGGGCUCCAAAGUCCGUCGAGAUGCUGACAACAGAAAAGACGCUCGGUCGGACUCCGAGGGGAAACUUCAAAAGUCUCCGGUGGCUAAUAUUAAGAGGCAGAUGCCUGAAGUCAGACGGCCGUCAUCUCAAAGGGCCAGCAUCAUCGACAUCAACUUCAACGGGAAAGCCACCGCGGACGAGAGUGGAGUGGGAAGUGAGGCGGCGUCUGGAAAAGCGAAGAGAUCACGAAAGAAGAGAAGAAGUAAAAGAAGAGCAACACUUUCUGGACCUCUUCUGAAAGAUUACAACAAGAAAGACGCCCAUUCCUGUUCUCACUGUGACGCUGACACUCCUGACACAUUGACUCCUGAUCUGCUCCACCAGGAUUUGGACAUCAGUCAAGUGAACCAGGACCUUACGUUGGAUGCACCACAACCUGCAGAACACAUCUCCAGCUCCUCGGGUAGGGAUGAAGGUCAUUGUGACACUAAAGACAACUGUGAGGCACAGGAGAAGGAAACAAGAAGCCAAGAUGAAGAAGAGAAGAUGGAGGAGGACUUGGCUGGAGAGAGAGGAGAGCACGUGAAAGAGGAUGAGGAGGAUGAGGAGGAGGUAAAAUCUAGGUUGUACAAGCUGGUGGCAAAGUCCAGACUGGCGUACUUCUCGUCCACCGACAACGAACUGGACCGACCGGGAAGGAGUGAGGAGGACCGAGGGUGUGAUGAUGAAGAUCAGAAGGAAGAGAUCGAAGGACUAACACACAAACUCUGCCAGUUGGAGAAAGAAGUCCGAGCAACCAUGUUCUCCUCCACAGAGGACGAGCUGGACCGAGUCACAGAUGAGGAGGUGAAGAAGGAUGAGGAGGAAGAGGAGGAGGAAGAAGAGGAGCUGGCGGUGAAAGUCUGCCGGUUGGCCACCCAAGCGGGCGCCACCCAGUUUUCAUCUACCGAGGACGAGCUAGACCGCGAGGAAGCGGCUCACGAGGAGACGCUGUGGAUGCUGCAGAAGGACAAUGCGGCGCAGGCCACUCAGGUGCGCCACCUGGCCAGUCUGGUAAGCGCCUCACAGUUCUCCUCCACCGAGGACGAGCUGGAUCGAGUCGGGGAGGAAGAGGGAAAGAUGAUGCGGGGAGAGGAGCUGUGGGGAGAAGCGGCGGGAGGACAUUGGGAAUCCAUGCGAGAGGAACCAGUAGAAGAACCAAUGAGCGAUCAUUUUUCAGAUCCAAUGGAAGAAUUGGAUGUUGAUGAGAUGUUAUCAGAAGAGGAGGAGGAAAUAAUGAGAGAGAAACAGGAUAAGUCAGAGGUGAAACAGUCAGAUCAGAGAGGAGCACAGAAGGUGGAAGAAGAAGACCUCCGAGAUGACGGCGUUGGGAAGUGGGAGAGCGAGGAUGAAGAUGUCGAGUUCGAUAAAAUAAUCAGCGGCAUGUUGACAAUGACAUUGGAGGACAUGCAGCAACAAGCCAAGACCGAGGAGAAGAAAGAGGACAGAAAGACAGACGGGAAGAGGAACAAGGAUGCAAAGAUUGACAAAGAGAGGAAAAAUAUUACGAUGACGAUGAAGGAGGACUCAAAGACAGAUGAAUGGAAGAGUGAGGAUACAAAGAUAGAUGAUGAAAGGGAAGAGGAUGAAAAGACAAACGAGCGACAGAACAAGGACACAAAGAAGGAUGAAGAGAGGAAAGAUGAUACGAUGACAAAUGAGGAAAGGAACAAGGACACAAGGACAGAGGAGAACAGGAAUUGGGAUUUAAAGACAUAUAAGGAGACAGACAAUGAGAAAAGUGUGGACUCAAAGAAAGACGAGGACAGGAAGGAGGAUAUAAAGACAGGUGAGAAGAAAGAGGCCUCAAAGACUGGUGAGAAGAGGAACAGUGAAGCAAAGAUUGUUAAAGACAGGAAAGAUUAUAUUGUGACAAACGAGGAAAAGAAUGAGACAGAUGAUAAGAUGAAAGAGGACGAAAAGACAGACAAGGACAGGAACGAGGAUAUAAACACAAACAAGGACAGGAGCGAGGAAAUCAAAGACCUGGGAGGGGACAAAAAGACAGACGAGGACUGGAACAAGGAUGCAAAGACAGCCGAUGAGAAGAAAGAGGAGAAAAAGAAGGAUGAGAACAGGAACAAGACUGAUAAAGAGAGGAAAGUUGAUAGGAUAACAAACGAGGAAAGGAAUAAAGACACAAAGACAGACAGGGACAGGAACAAGAAUGUAAAGCGGGACAAGGAGACGGGCGAGGUGAAGAAAGAGGACACAAAAACAGGUGAGAACACAAACAUUGUGGCCAAGACAGAUGCAAAGGAUGAAGAUGAGAACAGGAACAAGGACACAAAGACUGAUGAGGACAGGAAUGAUGUUAGGAGGACAAAUAAGAAAAGCAAUGAGGACACAAAGACAGACGGGAGGAGGAAUGAGGAUACAGAGUCGGAUUAUGAGAGGAAAGAGGAAGAAAAGGAAGAUGAGAACAAGAAUGUGAAGAUGGACAAGGUGGAAGAGGAGAAGAAAGAGAAUUCAAAGACAGGCAAGACCAGAGACACCCAGACAGAUGAGACAAAAGAGGUCACAAAAACAGAAAAGGACUGGAACGAGGCAGUUGAGGACCUGAAAGAGGACACAAUGGAGAGGAACAAGGAUGAAAAGAUGGGGAAAAAGGCAGACCGUGAGAAGAAUGAGGACUUAAAGACAGGCGAGAACAGAAACAAGAAUGCACAGACAGGUGAGGAGAGGAAAACUGAUACAAUGACAAAUGAGAAAAGUAAUGAGGACAAGAACAAGGCAGUUAAGGACCUGAAAGAGGACAUAAAGGCAGAUGAGAACAGGAACAAGGAUGUAAAGACAAACAAGGACAGGAGAAAGUCUGCUGAAGACCUGAGAGACGAUACAAAGACAGACAAGAAGAAAGAGGACUGGGAAGCAAAGACAGGAGAGCAGAAAGAGGACCUUAAGACAGACAAGGACAGGAACAACGACGCCAAGACCAACAAGAAGCAGAACGAGGACACCAUAACAGUCAUGGAGAGCAAAGAGGAAUUAAACAUGGACAUGGACAAGAACAGGUCUACACAGACAGAUAUGGAGGGGAAAGAUGAUAUGAACACUGAUGAUGAGAGAAAAGAGGACUCAAAAGCAGAUGAGAACAAGAAUAAGGACCUGCAGACAGACAAGGACUGGAACAAGGAGGCAAAGACAGAAAAGGAGAGAAAAGAGGGCUUGCAAACUGACAAGGACAGGAACACGGAUGAACAGACAGGCAAGGACAGAAAGGAGGAAGCCAUGACAGACAAAGACUUGAACAAAGAUGCACAAACAGACAAGGACAAGAGCAAGAAAGGCAAGACAGACGAGGACUGGAACAGGUAUUCAAAGACAGACAAGGACAGAAGCAAGGAUGCAAAGAAAGAUACGGACUGGAGCAGUGAUGCACAGACAGACAAGGACAGGAACAAGGAUGUGAAGACAGACAAUGAGAGGAAGGAGGAUUUAAAAAAAGACGAGAAGAACAGCGACACAAAGGCAGACGAGGACAGGAACAAGAAGGAAAAGACGGACACAAUCUGGAACGAGGAGGCCAAUACAGACAGGGAGAGGAAGAAGAACUUGGAGACAGAUAAGGACAGCAAGGGAGUGACUAAGAACAACCAAGUGAAGGUAGAUAGUCCAAAGACAGACAAGAACAAGGACAAGGAUAUGGAGACUAAAGAGGAAAAGAAGACAGACAACAAAAGGAAUGAAGACAGGAACCAGGAUGACAAGACCGACAUGGAGAAGAAAGACAACUUGAAGACAGAAAAGGACAAGAACGAGGACACCAAGAGUGACGGGGAAAGGAAUAAGAACGUGAAGACAGACGAGACAGAAGGUGCAAAACAAAGCCAAGUAGAUCAAAUGAGGCUACUUGAAAAUACAGCGAAGCAAACUGUGGGAGAAAUCGUAGGAGCGCUUCAGGGUGCUGAUCUUCAGCAACAGCAACAAGAAGCUGCGGUGGAAGACCAAGACAGAAGAAACAUGGCCACCACGGAGGCCAGUUUCCUGUCACCAGAGGAGAACGCGAACAGGCACUCGGCAGCGUCCCUAUGCAGCAUAACCACCGAGGUCCUGAAGGUUCUGAAUGCCACUGAGGAGCUGCUCCAGGGGCUGGAGGGCCGCGAAGGCCGUUGCCCCUCUGCCCCCUCUUUGCCCGCCAACGCAGACCCCAAGGAAAUAGAUCAGCAGUUCUCUGCGCUGGAAGAGAAAGUGUACAUGGCGGCGGGCUCGGUGUACGGUGUGGAGACCGAGCUCGGCGAACUGGAGGAGCGCGCCAGGGGCAUCUCGAGCGGCACGCCUGACACGGAGCUGUUUUUCCUGGAGGAGGAGGUGGCAUCGGCCGCCGCCAGGGUUCAGCAGUCGGAGCUACAGAUCAGCGACAUCUCGGCAAGGAUCGCAGCGCUGAGGAGCGCCGGUCUGGACGUGGACCCGCAGUCCCGCUUCGCCAAGACGAGGACCGUCCCAGUCAUGCCUCUCACGCUGAGCUCGUCCAGACAGCUGAGGAGACGACUGCCAGCGCUCCCACGUCCAGACCGGGAUGCCAGCGUAACGUCCUCAGCGGAGGUCACGAAAUGAGAAGCGCAGCUGUACGAGUGGGCUGCCGUCGUAGUCACUGACCUCCAUGAAGAAGAGGCUGGCGCCGGACGUGGGGCGAUUGUACACGUAGACGAAUACCAGGACGCCCGUCGCCAUGACGACCAUCACCAUGACCACGCCCGCCAGCAGACCCGCCUGCUCCCGUUGGCCCGUGUCGUCGUCCUCGCCGCCCGCUGUGACAGCGCACGCGUGGAAACGUUACACGUGUAUGUUACGUGAUAUAAAUGUUUAUAUCACAGAUUACAGAAGGCUUUAUUACGCACAGCUACAUAAUCUGAAUGAGAUCUGAGACGCGCUAUGCAUCAGCGCUCCAGUUCUGUCGGCGGCGCUUCUGGACUUCAGCGUUCAGCAAACUUUUGGCUCAUUGGCCUCAAUGCUAGCAGAUUCUUUCAAUUCAGAUCUGCACCAAAAUAUGAAGGAUUCUCUCGCCGACCGUGUGCCUUUUGCUGCUUUUGUAUCAUCCUGCAAAUAAACUAAAGAACGUAACUCAAUAAGU